Messenger RNA from Toxorhynchites rutilus septentrionalis, 2709 nucleotides. RefSeq names its product NHL repeat-containing protein 2. Lineage: Eukaryota; Metazoa; Arthropoda; Insecta; Diptera; Culicidae. The transcript has 2 exons. The record is from RefSeq and is a predicted model, not a curated record. The coding region runs from base 127 to 2508 and encodes 793 amino acids. Gene Ontology annotation, molecular function: protein binding.
AAAUUAUCUUUGGUUUUGUUUACUCGAAGAAUCAUAUAACACGAUUACUUACAUCACACGAUCACACGAUAUCAGUUCGAAUUAGUUUGAAGGCCAGCUAUAGACUAACAAAUUCCAUCACUACACAUGGUGCUAUUUGGGUUUCGAUCAACGCUACGCCGUUUGUUUACUGCUUCAAGUUUGACAGCGAAAAACGUCAGCGGCGCCCUUCGGCAGCAAAACAAAACAUUCGAGAAAUUCCUUCACGACUCCUCCCAAACAGUGAGACCCACUUUCCCUCUUUUGACUCAUCGUUCCCGUGAAUUUUUCAAAAUAGGUUCCAGAAUGAGCUCUUCGCCGGAGGGACAGGAUAUGUUGGAUGCCCUGGCGUACAACUGCAGUAAGCUGUCGAACGACCUGUGGGAGGCAACCGGCCCGAACGAGAAACGAAAACUGGUGGCAGAGUAUCUGAAAAGUGCCGAUCGCGACAGCAAGAGCAUCAAGGACUUCAGCGAAGACUUGGAUUGGUUCAACGUGACGGAACCACUCUCGUUCGAGGGCUCACUACGAGGAAAAAUCGUAGUGCUUGACUUUUUCACGUACUGUUGCAUAAAUUGUAUGCAUAUUCUGCCCGACUUGAAGAGACUCGAGCAUCUGUAUUCGAUCGAGGAUGGAUUGGUUGUGAUUGGAGUUCACAGCGCCAAAUUCGAGAACGAGAAGAACUCUGCGAACAUUCGGUCGGCGGUACAGAGGUACGAAAUAACUCAUCCAGUGGUCAACGACGUUCGCUCCUCGAUGUGGAGGAAUCUUCAUGUGCAAUGUUGGCCCACGCUGUUGAUUUUAGGUCCGCGAGCGAAUCCAAUAUUUGUGGUGAUGGGUGAAGGACAUUUCGAUGAUUUGAAGUUGUACGUCAGCUCGGCGCUUAAAUUCUACAAAGACAAAGGAGCUAUCCAGAGCCACGCGCUGCCUAUAAAUCUAACGACCAAUCUAGUCGAAAGUAGUCAUCUUCAGUUCCCCGGCAAAAUUGCGUGCAUCAGUGGACCGUCCGAUAAUGACAAUCCAAUUUACGCGAUUUCAGACUCUGGCAAUCACCGUAUUCUGGUUGUGAACAGCGAGGGUACUGUUUUGCACCGCAUUGGUGGCAGGAAGCCGGGAUUUGUUGAUGGCGAUUUUAAAAAGGCUCGAUUCAAUGCUCCUCAAGGUGUGGCAUUUCAAAGCAACGACGUGUUAUUUGUAGCGGACAACGAAAACCAUGCAAUUCGAAAAAUUGAUUUCGAGAACAAACAAGUGACCACCGUUGUGGGCACAGGACAGCAGGGAUGCGAUCGAAUCGGAGGCAAAUCGGGUCGAGAUCAGAUUCUUUCGUCCCCUUGGGAUGUUGCCGUAUACCGUACUAAAGAUUUGGACAUGUCAUUCCAUUCGGAUGAAACUAGGGUUCCGCAGAAGGAUGUGGUGCUGAUUGCCAUGGCAGGGAUCCAUCAGAUAUGGGCACUGUUCUUGGAGGAAACCAUUUGGUGGAAGUUUAGAAAAUACUCGGCUGGUAGUUGUUUAGCAAUUGCUGGAAAUGGUCGGGAAGAGAAUAGGAACAACAUAUAUCCCAACAAUGCGGCAUUUGCACAGCCGUCCGGCUUGACGACCAAUAGGGAUGCCAAGGAGCUCUAUCUAGCGGAUAGUGAGAGCUCUUCGAUUCGAAAGAUUUCUCUGAGCGAUGGAAAAGUUGUUGCUGUUGCGGGUGGCGACCGGAAUCCUCUGGAUCUUUUCUCGUUCGGUGACGUGGAUGGAAAACAGUUUGCGGCGAAGUUUCAACACCCACUCGGAGUGGCCUUCAAUUCCAAAGACAACUGCAUCUACGUGGCGGACACCUACAAUCACAAGAUUAAGAAAAUCAACGCCACGACUAACGUGGCAACGACAUGUGUUUUCUUGGAGGACUGUGGCUCUACGAGAACGUUCAGUGAGCCGGCAGGUCUCUGCGUGGAUCCCACUGGUCGCUAUCUGUUUAUCGCCGACACCAACAACCAUCAGAUUAUGGUGGCCGAUCUGUCCGAUAUGAGCAUACGCCCGUUGAAAAUAAAAUUCAAUGCCCAGCUAGCAGAGUCCGCGGAUCAUCCUGGUGACAUCUACGUAUACGAGGGUACAUUUAAAGUGCUGCCCGACGGGGGCAAGGUGAAUCUGAAGCUCGAAUUUGGCUACCUUGAAUCGAACAUAAAAUUGACCGCGGGAGCGCCCCAAAGAUGGUCCCUAGCACUUCCCUCGGACGCGUGGCGGUGCGAUACGAUGAGCGGUACAAUCAACUCCCUCAACGAUGGACUUACUCUCGAUGUCGUGGUUCCGAAGGGAAGCGAACAGCAAAAACCGGUUCAGAGCACUGUAAACUUCAAGCUGAAUCUCUGCGCCGGGGAUGUGUGCUUUCCGAAAGAGUUUCAACUGGGGCUUAACUUUGCCCAUGACGUUACCGGAGCGAGUGCGGCAAAGGGAAGCUUGAUGGUUCAGAUAGGGAGAAAAAAUGUAGUCGUUUCCAAGGAGUGAAUUUUGUAACUGCAUUUUGAGUUUAAAACUUUAUCGCAUAGUACCUUAAAAGUGGAAGUUCAACCAACACUUGGACACAAUCAGUCAGCUAACAACACAAACUAGUGAAUUAAUUGCAGAGUUCAUUUUUUUUAUAAACGCCUAACAUUGCUCUUAUCUGUUGUGACGAAAAUAAAAGUUUAUUUACUGCAGCGCAAAUAA